UGGGACAUCGAGGCUGGGGUCAACUAAUUACAUAAACUAUGGCGAGUGCUACAAGUUUGAUUCAGGAAUUGCGCGCUUAUGGGCAACACCCGGGACCUAUUUCAGACGACAACCGACAUUUCUGGAAGAAGAAACUUGCGGAGCUGAAACGCGUUCACGAAGAAGAGUCGAGAUUGGGGUACCAGCUCGAAGUUGGCUUUUCCAGUGACGAGGAUGGACACAAUUGCAACAAAAGGAAGGUUGCUACUACGGACAGAAUUUCAAAGUACGGAAAAGUGGCCAAGAAAGUUCAAGGCCAUCUCGACAGACUUUCGUCUUCGAAUAUUAAUUCACCUGUAGCAAAACCAAAAACGCAAAAUUCAGAAUCUCGACGUGUCUGUCAACGUCCAGCUGAGCAGACUAUGUUUCGCUAUCGUUUGCAUAUCGUUGCUGUUUGCCUCUCAGCUGGUGUGGUUCUUGGAUACGUUGCUGCGUCGAAAGUUCAAGAUACUCGUGAAGAAACAGCCUUACGUCGACUAGACAACUUUAUGCCAUGUGACUUAGAACAUUUCAACGAGACGUGCCUGUCAGAUUCUACUCUUACAGUAGCUUUGGAGGUCAGUCAGUUUGUUGCAGAAUUUGUUAGUGUGCGAUCUGGCGACUAUGACUGCUUAGUUGGAGGAGUAAGAAGUCGGAAUGUGUCAAUGAAAGAGCUGAAAGUGCAACUGUUUGUCAGCAACAAGGACAAAGAAUGGUCAAUCUCAGCAUUGUCAAAUGCACUUUUGCUAUUUUAUAACAACCCACAUUGGGGAAUAAGGUUGUAUGAUUCUAAUACUUCUAUUGUGUCUGAUCCUAUGUAUGCUGAUGCUGACGAGGUGAUGUUUCUUGAAUCAGAAACCCCACUGAAAUCAUUCUCUUGUCGAGUCGAGAAUGCAAUUAGGCAGCUCCAAUAUCAACUGCUGUAUGUGCUAGCAGGUAUUGUUUUGGGAAUCAUAUUUGGCAUCAGUAUGUGGUUGUAUCAGAAACAUUUGCAGAAGCAGGAAGAAGAGAUGUUUGCAUAUGUUGAACAAAUUCUUGAACUACUAGAAAAGCAAGUCGGGCUAAGUCAAAAACAGUCAAACAAGAAACCGUAUGUUGUGCAACAUCAUGCACGAGACAAACUAAUUGCCCCAACUCAAAGAAAAGCAAAACAACGGGUGUGGAAGAAGGCAGUAGCAUGGAUGGCUGAAAAUGAGUCACGUGUCAGAGUCGAACAAUUACGUGUUGCUGGUGAGUACGUUCUUGUGUGGAGGUGGAUACACAAAGAAGAAGAUGACGAAUCAUCAACUGAUGAUCAGAGUUGUGAUAAGAAAGAAACAAGUUCUCUCAGGUAAUGAAAAUGACAGAUAGUUUACUACACUGCUGUGUACAGUGUUACUUAAAUUGAUUGGUCAACAUUGACAAUUUUUAUGAGCAUGCAUGUUAUG
Messenger RNA from Corticium candelabrum, 1445 nucleotides. Its product is annotated as inner nuclear membrane protein Man1-like. Gene Ontology annotation, molecular function: chromatin DNA binding. Gene Ontology annotation, biological process: negative regulation of BMP signaling pathway; nuclear envelope organization. The coding region runs from base 39 to 1352 and encodes 437 amino acids. Lineage: Eukaryota; Metazoa; Porifera; Homoscleromorpha; Homosclerophorida; Plakinidae. The record is from RefSeq and is a predicted model, not a curated record. The transcript has 9 exons.